Molecule: messenger RNA, 4051 nt
Organism: Physella acuta
Lineage: Eukaryota; Metazoa; Mollusca; Gastropoda; Physidae
Cellular component (GO): cytosol
Molecular function (GO): fibroblast growth factor receptor binding; transmembrane receptor protein tyrosine kinase adaptor activity
Source: RefSeq, a predicted model, not a curated record
GGACAAAGUAGUCGAAAACUGGUGGCUCUUGUGGGGUAGUUGGUCACAGUUACUUACGGUGGUGAAGUUGGUUACGUAACGGCUGAGACGUGUUAGAUAAUUGCAAAAGUUUGUUAGAUUCUUUUGUGAUAUUAAUUAAUUGGAUUUUUAUCUCCAUUUUCGGCGAUGUUGGAUAAGUAGGUUUACAGUAGAAAUGGCAGCACUUGAGGAUUUUAUCCUGAUUCUCCACUCUCCGGACGGCGUCCAGUGGGCAAACUUCAUAGCCGGUCGUCUGGCAGCGCCCCAAUACGGCAUCACCAGCAUCUCUAAAGACAUAAUCAACCAGUCCGUGGACGCCUUCCCCGGGGCGGGGCUAGUCGACGACCUGAAGGACGCCGACAAUGACUCCAACAACAACGAAGCUGUAGGAUGCCGAGACAGCGGUCGAUGCAGCACCAACACCAUCAGCGAGACCUCCACCGCCCUGGAGUGUCUACGCUGCAGCAAAGCAAACGUCGUCUUGUUGUCUCCGGACAUGAUGGAGGGCGCGUUCCCGUUGGACGUGAAGCUCUUGAACCCCUCGUCCACGGUGGUUUUGUUCCUAGGCGUGGAUGUUGAGGAAGCCAGGAGUUACUUUGGCGAGGAGAGUGAUCACGUGUUCAGCUGUGACCUCUGCGUCAUGGACGGCUCAGAGCAGACGAUAUGCGCGGCCAUGUUUAAAAUCAUCGAGGCGUUUGAGAAGAACCCGGAUGAGGAAGAAGAGGAAGAGGACAUCUACAUGGUGCCGCCCCACCCCAUACAGGCCAAUCGCGUGGAGAAGGUGUUCCCUCAGCUCUUGUCAGAGACUGAGCGUGACCUGUAUGUCAUGCUCGCGCUGCCAGCUGAAGAGGAUGUCAAGGUCAUUCUGUUGACUGACCAGCCAGUGACCAUCCAGCUGUCCUGCGUCAGUGGUCCGCUCUACACCUUCACAGUGCCGGAUGCUUUGAGUGGCGAUAUUCCUUUCCGAGUUGAGAUCCAGGAUAACUGUAUAGGCAAGGGGGUGGCCCACCUACCCACCAAGCUUGACCACCUAGCCACCAUCCUGCACCAGCUCUCUGACCCGUACCUCACGCUGGCCUCUGCCCUGGGGGUGGAGCCUGGUGACGUGGGUAGUGUGGACACUGUGCUGGCCUUCAGACUGCAACAGCUGGAGUCUGCACGGACCUUCAAGGAGAUGUUCCCGACAGAACAGGCUAUCAGUAGUACAGAAGAACAUUCCAAGACGCUGUACCCCACCCUACUACACUUUGCAGCUGACUACAACUUGAGAACCUUCUGCUCCCAACUCCUGCACUACCCCGACAUGUUCUCCGCCGCCACAACACGCAACAAAGACGGGGAACUACCCCGUGACAUAGCAGCCAGGAAGGGCUAUAAAAGCCUAGAGCAGGACCUGCUUCAGUUUGUUGAUGAUCAGAAAGUAAUAAGUGACAGUGACAACUUGUAUGUGCAACCAGAGCCACCAACUCUGCCCCCUAAACCUUGCACGCUAGGCAUGGGUUACGUCAAUGAAAAGAGGAACAAAACAUCAUAUAUUGAUAUGAGUGCAAUGGGAGCUCGAUUAAAAACACCACUUUUAGAAAGAUUGCGUUUUAGACAGAAAUCCAAAUCACCUUUGGUUCUAAAACAUUAUUCCACUACCACCCCUCAAUCACCAAUUGCUGACGAAGUGUUUGAUAUUCCAAGUGACGACUCUGAUGACAUUUCCAACAACACUUCAGAGCCAACUGAGAGUUCAGAACCAGAACUUGAUGUUUCAAGAUCACCAGGUGGAACCUCCAGGAAAGCGCAAAAGGUUUUAGGUAUUAGUGCUGCGGAGUUGGCCAAAGAGCAGGAGUCAUUGGCCCAGUCGGACAGAACGCAAACCCUGGCUAAAAUCUACUCAGCAUCAGCACCAGGGGGACGCCAUGCUUACCCCUCUGUGGAUGAGAACAGGUGGUCGGUGUCCAGCAAUUAUGAACCUCCGAAUCAGAUUUACGGGCUGGAACCAAAACAAAAAUCAGGUUCCAAAUUAAAAAACAUGUUUAGAGGUUUCAUAAAGAAGUCCAGUAGCUUUGACAGUGAUCAUCAUCCCGCACACAAGACAGUUAAGAAAUCCCCAAGUACGAGAAGUGAUCGAAGUAGCAAAAGUAGUGAAGGAAGCAAUACUCGACCCAAAAAACUUUCAAUGCCAGACUGUCAGGAGAGAGACAGUGGAAGUUACAGCGAUGAAGAGAAACCUGACUCUAAAAAGAAAAGUAAAGCCAAAGUCUUUCAGGAGCGAGAGCGACCAAUGAGCCGUACACUGUCAAAAAGGCAACAGAUUGCACUCAAUGAGAAAGUUGAUAAUGCCCCAACUUUACCCAGAACAGUGAGAAAGAGAAGUGGGUUCAAAAGCUUCAUUGACGACCAAGUAUGAACUGUCCUCUGGUCAGACCAGUCAGCUGAUCUGGUGCUAUUUUUAUAUUUUCACUGAUCCUGCCAGCCUUACUAGCCUGUCUAUGGACAGCCUGGCUCAGGCAGACAUUUCAGACAGACAUUUAUGUCUUACAUGGUGCUUUUACAUUUGAUAAGACAUAUGUCAGAUAAGUUGGUCUUAGAUUUGGGUCAAACAAAUCUGUCAGAAUUUUCGAUAGAAAUUUCUUUCGCUAAAAAUUUCAGUUUGACUUUUUAAGAUCACAUUUUACAACAAAAAGUUUGAUCACAUAGUUACCAUUUGUAUAGAAGGCAAAGUUUUUUGUUGUUGUUGGAUACCACAAGCCUAGUUAGAUUUUACUAACUUUUAGUCAUUUUUACAUGCUGUUUGACUAAUUACUUGUACAAUAAGAACAAGUGUUAUAAUACUGUUUUUAGUCUGAUUAUGUAACAUAUGUAUAUAUACUCAGACAUUAAAUAACUCGCUGGGAUCAUAGUGGUAUACUUUUUAGUUUUUAGUAUUUAGACAUUUUUUUUUACUUCCUGAUGAGGGGAGAUAACUAUAUGUCAUAGAACUAGAAAUAAAAAAUGUUAUAUUUUUAUUUAAUUUACGAGGGGAGAUAACAAUAAUAUUGUAUGAAUCAGUAUUGCUUUAUUUACUUCUUCAAUAAGUGCAAUUAGAAAAAUGCUGUAACUUUUAGAAAUAACUGAACUACAGCUUUUACUGUAUUAGACUUCCAUAUAUGUUGUCACUUAUUCUCUAUGUAUUACAAUAUUUCAUUAUGUGAUGUCAGUCAUUGUAUUUGAUGUCAUGAUGCCAUAAUGUCAGUCAGUGUAUUUUUAUAUUGAAAUGUCAGUCAUUGUCAUUUAGUAUUAUAAUAUUUAUAAUUAUUGUAUUUUCUGCCAGAGCUGGGAGGUGAAAGGUCAGAAUGAGUUGUGUGCUCCCUAACACUAUAGUCACUAUAGCUUGGUCAUUGCAAGACUAAUCAUUUUGUCAGCUUUUUUUUUUUUUUUACACCUUACCAUUUGUACACCUAAACAUUGUUACUGAAAUAUGUGGACACCUUACCAUUUGUACACAUAAACCCUGUUACUGAAAUAUGUGUACACUUUUCCAUUUGUACGCCUGUUACUGAAUCACAUGUACACUUCAACAUGUGAAUGAAUGCAUCUGCCCUCUAAAUAAAAAUGUGAACGGAACAAUCCACCCGCUGUUUUAAAUGUUGAUAUUGUUAACCACUGUGUGUGUAUACAAUAAAACUCGCUUGCUUUUAAUUCUGAUAUUAAUACUAUUAAUUCAAAUAACUUAAUAAUUCUUUAAAAUGUGAGUUAAAAUUGUCAAGAAAAAUGAAUUUUGGAAUUGAAUGUAUGAGAAUUUAGGUAAUAUAAGAGUUGUAGUUUAAAAAUUGUAAAAAUGUACAUAUUUCCUAUUUAUAUAUAAAUAUUGUCUGUAAAUAAUGUUGUACUUCUGAUGAUGUCAGUUGAUGUAAGUGUAGUUUGAGGAAAUUGAGAUUUCUGACUUAUCAAGUCAUUUCAUUGCUGUAUAGUUACCAAUUCAAUGCAAUAUUUUUAAAAGUACUUUUAACUUUUUUUAAAUUUUUUAUAUAAUGUUGGCAAUACCAAUAAAAGUUGGAAAUUA